GCCGUGAUUUCUAACCACGCACCCUCGCGAAAGUUAUGACAGUCACGAUUUCUAAAUCCGGUUCGGUGAUUUCGUGCGUUUAUACGUGCGCAAUUUUUGUGGUGGUGCCGUCGGUCGUUAUCUAAUUACGCGUAGUGCUAAUUGUGAGAGAUAGAUAAUUGCGCGAGACGAGACAUAGCAGCGGCAAUAUGAUGCAAUUUAUGUUACUGUUUAGCCGCCAAGGGAAGCUUCGCCUACAGAAGUGGUACGUCGCGCACCCGGAUAAGCUGAAAAAGAAAAUCACCCGCGAACUGAUCACCACGAUACUCGCACGAAAGCCGAAAAUGUCGAGUUUCCUAGAAUGGAAGGACGUUAAGGUUGUUUACAAAAGAUACGCAAGCUUAUACUUUUGCUGCGCAAUUGAACAGAACGACAAUGAAUUGCUGACAUUGGAGAUUAUACAUCGAUAUGUUGAAUUAUUGGAUAAGUAUUUUGGCAGU
This is a messenger RNA of Temnothorax curvispinosus, 479 nucleotides long. RefSeq names its product AP-1 complex subunit sigma-2 (gene AP-1sigma). The annotation marks the transcript as partial. Lineage: Eukaryota; Metazoa; Arthropoda; Insecta; Hymenoptera; Formicidae. The record is from RefSeq and is a predicted model, not a curated record. Gene Ontology annotation, cellular component: intracellular membrane-bounded organelle; membrane coat. Gene Ontology annotation, biological process: vesicle-mediated transport; intracellular protein transport. The transcript has 3 exons.